AUGCUGCCAGUUCUAGCAGCUCUGAUUGCUGUGGCCGGAGCCAAGGCCACUCUGAGCAGUGGCACGCAGUCGCGCUUGCUGCAAGGUACCCUUGGCAACGGCUCCAAUUGGACGGAGAUGGUGAGCUUCAACAACACUCCGGGCAAGCGCUUGCUGCAAGGUGCCUUGGGCAACGGCUCCAACUGGACGGAGAUGGUGAGCUUCAACAACACUCCGGGCAAGCGCUUGCUGCAAGGUACCCUGGGCAACGGCUCCAACUGGACGGAGAUGGUGAGCUUCAACAACACUCCGGGCAAGCGCUUGCUGCAAGGUGCCUUGGGCAACGGCUCCAACUGGACGGAGAUGGUGAGCUUCAACAACACUCCGGGCAAGCGCUUGCUGCAAGGUACCCUGGGCAACGGCUCCAACUGGACGGAGAUGGUGAGCUUCAACAACACUCCGGGCAAGCGCUUGCUGCAAGGCUUGGGCAACGGUACCUUGGGCAACAGCUCCAACUGGACGGAGAUGGUGAGCUUCAACAACACUCCGGGCAAGCGCUUGCUGCAAGGUGCCUUGGCAACAGUGGGCAACAGCUCCAACUGGACGGAGAUGGUGAGCUUCAACAACACUCCGGGCAAGCGCUUGCUGCAAGGUGCCUUGGGCAACGGCUCCAACUGGACGGAGAUGGUGAGCUUCAACAACACUCCGGGCAAGCGCUUGCUGCAAGGUGCCUUGGGCAACGGCUCCAACUGGACGGAGAUGGUGAGCUUCAACAACACUCCGGGCAAGCGCUUGCUGCAAGGUGCCUUGGGCAACGGCUCCAACUGGACGGAGAUGGUGAGCUUCAACAACACUCCGGGCAAGCGCUUGCUGCAAGGUACCUUGGGCAACAGCUCCAACUGGACGGAGAUGGUGAGCUUCAACAACACUCCGGGCAAGCGCUUGCUGCAAGGUGCCUUGGUCAACAACUCCAACUGGACGGAGAUGGUGAGCUUCAACAACACUCCGGGCCAGCGCUUGCUUCAAGGUGCCCUGGGCAACGGCUCCAACUGGACGGAGAUGGUGAGCUUCAACAACACUCCGGGCAAGCGCUUGCUGCAAGGUACCCUGGGCAACGGCUCCAACUGGACGGAGAUGGUGAGCUUCAACAACACUCCGGGCAAGCGCUUGCUGCAAGGUACCCUGGGCAACGGCUCCAACUGGACGGAGAUGGUGAGCUUCAACAACACUCCGGGCAAGCGCUUGCUGCAAGGUACCCUGGGCAACGGCUCCAAUUGGACGGAGAUGUUGAGCUUCAACAACACUCCGGGCAAACGCUUGCUGCAAGGUACCCUGGGCAACAGCUCCAAUUGGACGGAGAUGUUGAGCUUCAACAACACUCCAGGCAAACGCUUGCUGCAAGGUACCCUGGGCAACAGCUCCAAUUGGACGGAGAUGGUGAGCUUCAACAACACUCCGGGCAAGCGCUUGCUGCAAGGUAGCCUGGGCAACAGCUCCAACUGGACGGAGAUGUUGAGCUUCAACAACACUCCGGCCAAACGCUUGCUGCAAGGUACCCUGGGCAACAGCUCCAAUUGGACGGAGAUGGUGGGCUUCAACAACACUCCGGGCAAGCGCUUGCUGCAAGGUACCCUGGGCAACGGCUCCAAUUGGACGGAGAUGUUGAGCUUCAACAACACUCCGGGCAAGCGCUUGCUGCAAGGUACCCUGGGCAACAGCUCCAAUUGGACGGAGAUGGUGAACUUCAACAACACUCCUGGCCAGCGCUUGCUGCAAGGUGCCUUGGUCAACGGCUCCAACUGGACGGAGAUGGUGGCCUUCAACAACACUCCGGGCAAGCGCUUGCUGCAAGGUGCCUUGGUCAACAGCUCCAACUGGACGGAGAUGGUGAGCUUCAACAACACUCCUGGCCAGCGCUUGCUUCAAGGUACCUUGGUCAACAGCUCCAACUGGACGAAGAUGGUGAGCUUCAACAACACUCCUGGCCAGCGCUUGCUUCAAGGUACCUUGGUCAACAGCUCCAACUGGACGGAGAUGGUGGGCUUCAACAACACUCCGGGCAAGCGCUUGCUGCAAGGUGCCUUGGUCAACAGCUCCAACUGGACGGAGAUGGUGAGCUUCAACAACACUCCGGGCAAGCGCUUGCUUCAAGGUGCCUUGGUCAACAGCUCCAAUUGGACGGAGAUGGUGAGCUUCAACAACACUCCGGGCAAGCGCUUGCUUCAAGGUGCCUUGGUCAACAGCUCCAACUGGACGGAGAUGGUGGGCUUCAACAACACUCCGGGCAAGCGCUUGCUGCAAGGUGCGUUGGUCAACAGCUCCAACUGGACGGAGAUGGUGAGCUUCAACAACACUCCUGACCAGCGCUUGCUUCAAGGUGGCUUGGUCAACAGCUCCAACUGGACGGAGAUGGUGGGCUUCAACAACACUCCAGGCAAGCGCUUGCUGCAAGGUGGCUUGGUCAACAGCUCCAACUGGACGGAGAUGGUGGGCUUCAACAACACUCCGGGCAAGCGCUUGCUGCAAGGUGCCUCGGUCAACAGCUCCAACUGGACGGAGAUGGUGGGCUUCAACAACACUCCGGGCAAGCGCUUGCUUCAAGGUGCCCUGGUCAACAGCUCCAACUGGACGGAGAUGGUGAGCUUCAACAACACUCCGGGCAAGCGCUUGCUUCAAGGUGCCCUGGGCAACAGCUCCAACUGGACGGAGAUGGUGAGCUUCAACAACACUCCGGGCAAGCGCUUGCUUCAAGGUGCCUUGGUCAACAGCUCCAACUGGACGGAGAUGGUGAGCUUCAACAACACUCCGGGCAAGCGCUUGCUGCAAGGUGCCUUGGUCAACAGCUCCAACUGGACGGAGAUGGUGAGCUUCAACAACACUCCGGGCCAGCGCUUGCUUCAAGGUGUCCUGGUCAACAGCUCCAACUGGACGGAGAUGGUUGGCUUCAACAACACUCCGGGCAAGCGCUUGCUGCAAGGUGCCUUGGUCAACAGCUCCAACUGGACGGAGAUGGUGAGCUUCAACAACACUCCGGGCCAGCGCUUGCUUCAAGGUGCCUUGGUCAACAGCUCCAACUGGACGGAGAUGGUGGGCUUCAACAACACUCCGGGCAAGCGCUUGCUGCAAGGUGCCCUGGGCAACAGCUCCAACUGGACAGAGAUGGUGAGCUUCAACAACACUCCGGGCAAGCGCUUGCUGCAAGGUACCUUGGGCAAUGGCUCCAACUGGACGGAGAUGGUGAUCUUCAACAACACUCCGGGCAAGCGCUUGCUGCAAGGUUCCUUGGUCAACAGCUCCAACUGGACGGAGAUGGUGAGCUUCAACAACACUCCGGGCAAGCGCUUGCUGCAAGGUACCCUGGGCAACAGCUCCAACUGGACGGAGAUGGUGAGCUUCAACAACACUCCGGGCAAGCGCUUGCUGCAAGGUACCUUGGUCAACAGUUCCAACUGGACGGUGGUGAGCUUCAACAACACUCCGGGCAAGCGCUUGCUGCAAGGUGCCCUGGGCAACAGCUCCAACUGGACGGAGAUGGUGAGCUUCAACAACACUCCGGGCAAGCGCUUGCUGCAAGGUACCCUGGGCAACAGCUCCAACUGGACGGAGAUGGCGGGCUUCAACAACACUCCGGGCAAGCGCUUGCUGCAAGGUGCCCUGGGCAACAGUUCCAACUGGACGGAGAUGGUGAGCUUCAACAACACUCCGGGCAAGCGCUUGCUGCAAGGUGCCUUGGUCAACGGCUCCAACUUGACGGAGAUGGUCAGCCUCAACAACACUCUGGGCAAGAGCUCCCGCCUGGCGCAGCAUGCUGAAGGUCGAUUCCUUCAGCGCCGGGAAGGGAACACUGAGUCGUUGCCUUUUCGGGUUCUUCGUAGCCUCGGGCUGAUGUGA
Messenger RNA from Symbiodinium natans, 3870 nucleotides. The record is from the annotation of a GenBank genome assembly. NCBI's taxonomy places the organism in Eukaryota, Dinophyceae, Suessiales, Symbiodiniaceae.